UCCCACCAGCCAAUCCCCAUAACAAACCACGACAAUGGACCUAACACCGAUUCUGCACCGCUGCCCCCCCACCCGCCUCGAGCUCCUCCGCAAACAACCCACCCUCACCCUCGCAAAAGCGCUCUACGAGCUCCAUCCCGCGCGCGCAGCUCCCGCGCCUUCAAACCCGCUCACCCUCGUCCUGAUCUCAGACACGCACAACCACCGCCCCGCGCUCCCAGACGGGGACAUCUUGAUCCACGCAGGCGAUCUCACAAACACAGGCACGUUUGCCGAAAUCCAGACCGCGCUGGACUGGCUCAACGCGCAGAGCUAUAAGCACAUCGUCCUCGUGGCCGGGAACCACGACGUGCUGCUCGACGCGCGCAAAGACGGCACUGCACCUGCGCACGCGCACGCGCACGACGCUGCUGAACAGCGCGCGGCGCUCGCCUGGGGCCGGGUCACGUACCUUUGCCGCAGCGGCGCGACACUUGUCUGCGGCGAGCGCGAGGUCACCGUCUGGGGCAGUCCGCACACGCCACGCCACGGCAACGGCGCGUUCCAGUACACACGCACUCAGGACAUCUGGCGGGACACAGUCCCCGAGGGCCUCGACGUCCUGGUCACGCACGGUCCGCCACAGGGCCAUCUCGACUGCGACGGGUUCGGCUGCGCGUUAUUAGGGCAGGAACUCUGGCGCUUGAGGCAUAGGCCGAAAGUGCAUGUUUUUGGGCACUGUCAUGCUGGCAGGGGCGUGGAAAGGGCGGCGUUUGAUGCGCUGCAGGGGGCUUGGGAGCGUGUUGUUGCUGCUAAGGGGAGCGUGUGGGGGUUGGUACGUUUGCUGGGGGCGUUUUUUGGGGGGUUGGUUUUUGGGCGGAGAGAGCAGGUGCUGUUUGUUAAUGCGGCUUUGGUGCAAGGCCUGACGCUGAGGGAUGAGGUUGUUAGGGAGGCGAUGGUCGUGGAUAUUUAAGGUUCUGUUUUGAGAGCGAAGAAGGAAUGAAAAUCAGAGACGGAAGUCUAGUGCUGGAAGUUUUAACUGUCGCAGGUG
Aplosporella prunicola CBS 121167 is the source of this 1030-nucleotide messenger RNA. RefSeq lists its product as uncharacterized. The record is from RefSeq and is a predicted model, not a curated record. NCBI's taxonomy places the organism in Eukaryota, Fungi, Ascomycota, Dothideomycetes, Botryosphaeriales, Aplosporellaceae. Bases 35 to 952 code for a protein of 305 amino acids. Gene Ontology annotation, molecular function: hydrolase activity. The transcript has a single exon.